Messenger RNA from Penicillium canariense, 417 nucleotides. RefSeq lists its product as uncharacterized. The transcript has a single exon. Lineage: Eukaryota; Fungi; Ascomycota; Eurotiomycetes; Eurotiales; Aspergillaceae. The coding region runs from base 1 to 417 and encodes 138 amino acids. The record is from RefSeq and is a predicted model, not a curated record.
AUGCCAGGCAUUGGAGGUCCUGCCAGGGAUGCCACUCUAUUAGAGGGUGUAGUCAGUCGGUUGAACUUUGCCAACCUAAGGGUUUUCCUGAGUUAUGAAGAAUGGGACCAAUGGGUCAAGGGAGUGCAGCAGAGGCGGGUUGCCAGGGAGAAGGCCGAGGAAGAUGAGGAAGAGCGCAAGUUCCAAGCUGAGCUUCGGCAAAAGGAAAUCCUUGAGCAGGUCAAGCAAUUUGAAAAUCGAAUGGCGCGAGACAUCAACUGGGAUGCGAGACACUACCGGUUUUACGAGAUGUUUUUCAAAAUCUUCGGCCAGCCCGCAAAAGAGGGCGGAUUCUCGGAUACAACAUGGGAGAAGACCUACGAAAGACUGGCUUGCUUUAUGACAAAUAUCGAUGGGAGAAUUCGACAAGCGGCAUAA